GACCUAAAGAAGGCACUUCUGUUGGUCUUGAUCGGUGCGCCUACCAAGCAGCUGAAGGAUGGUCUCAAAAUCCGUGGGGACAUCCACACCCUGAUGAUGGGCGAUCCUGGAGUGGCCAAGAGCCAGCUGCUGAAGCAGGUAACUUACAUUGCCCCGCGCUCCGUGUACACCUCGGGGAAGGGCUCGAGCUCUGCCGGUCUUACCGCCAGCGUGAACCGCGACAACUCCACCGGUGACGUCACACUCGAAGGUGGUGCAUUGGUGAUGGCUGACUGCGGGGUGUGCUGCAUCGAUGAGUUCGACAAGAUGGACGAGAAGGACAGAACAGCGAUUCAUGAGGUCAUGGAGCAGCAGACCAUUAGCAUCGCAAAGGCAGGCGUUACGACCACCCUCAACUGUCGAACGACAGUCUUGGCAGCGGCCAACCCCGUCUACGGCCGGUACAACCCGUACAAGUCUCCCGUGGAGAACAUCGACCUCCCCGCAGCCCUCCUCUCACGAUUUGACCUCGUCUUCCUGUUGCUGGAUACGGUGGAUGGCGACAGGGACAAGCAGCUUUCCAGGCACGUCGCGGACGUCCGCAGCAAGUACCAAAAGCAG
Molecule: messenger RNA, 600 nt
Organism: Symbiodinium necroappetens
Lineage: Eukaryota; Dinophyceae; Suessiales; Symbiodiniaceae
Source: the annotation of a GenBank genome assembly